AAGUAUUUAUGACGUGUGUUUACGGGAGUUUCUUGGGGUGGGGAAGGAAGGAGGAUUCUGCCGUCAUCAUUCCGAUAAACAAAAGAAUGCGUUCUGAGUCGCCGUCAGCCAAAAAGAAAUCGUUCCCUUUGCCGGAUUAACAGGGGGACUCACUUUUACUUUCUCUCGUGGGAGGUGAACCCGAAGAGGUGGUCAGGCGCCCCAUUCGUACGCUCCAUCUUCUGCGGGAAGGUGCUCUCUCUCUGGACUUCUGUUGGCGGAUUAACUCAAGGCAAGAUGGCACUCGCGCCUCGCCUCGUGCUGGCGGCGGUGCUGGUCUCCGUAACUCUCACCUCCGCCUCGCGACGAGGCUCCAUGGAAAACGAGAUUCCAAACGAUCGUGACGACCAAAUCUUAAUUCCAGAGCAUAAUGCUGUGGUUGACAAUGGUCUUCCGGGACUCCACUUUUACACGCACGAUAACGUGUCGGUAGUAAUGGACUGCAUCAUGGCUAUGAACGCAGCUUACAGGCACGAACUUCUCGCAUCAAAGUGGGAGAAGGUGCUUUAUACUUGCCAGACACGCGAUGGUUCCGCUCACUUUCGCUCUCGGAGAGCAGCGCCAGAUCCAAAUGUGUAUGGGACGGUUGAAGCUGCCCCUGAAGCUCUUGGAGCGAACGUUUGGGAGUCGAGAAAGUUCCCAACAGAAGGAGGUGAAGCAGCUGAAGAGGAGCUGAGCCAUCCCACACUCGACACACUCGGGAUUCGUCUGCGGAGAUCCAGAUACGACAGCGGUUCCGGCCGGCGCAGGCCCGAUCCUUCACACACCAGCCCUCAGGAGCACAGGUCACUCCUUACCAGGAUACAGCCUCGUCUUCCGUCUGAGGAAAGGAGAGGGCAGAGAAAGGGAGAUGAAACCAACCUUGAACCGCCUGUGACCCAAGGGAGGGAUAAUUAUGACACCUUGCCCGGCGUUGAGGCACAAGAACGGGACUAUAAAGCCCCCUCCCAUGGUUACAAAGGGCAGUCCCAUGAUCACAAGGGACCUUCGCAUGGUUACGACCACAAGGCUCCAAGUUACAAACCAAUACCUUACAAAGGUCCCUCAUAUGGUCCAUACGAUUUCCAGCCCAAAGGAAAAGCCACGUUUAGCAAAAAGGGCAAAUAUGGAGACGACCCGGUUGCUGAAUCGCAAAAAUCGAAGUACAAUCGACCUUACUACGACGAGCCUCAGUCUUACUUUGGGGGUUUCGGAGGUGGAGGGACUAGCGGUUACAAGGGUCACGGGGGAGGAGGAGGAGGUUAUGGCAAAGGUCAUGGAGGAGGAGGAGGAGGUUAUGGCAAAGGUCAUGGAGGAGGAGGAGGAGGUUAUGGCAAAGGUCAUGGAGGAGGAGGAGGAGGAGGUUAUGGCAAAGGUCAUGGAGGAGGAGGAGGAGGAGGAUACGGCAAAGGUCAUGGAGGAGGAGGAGGUUAUGGCAAAGGUCAUGGAGGAGGAGGAGGAGGAGGAUACGGCAAAGGUCAUGGAGGAGGAGGAGGUUAUGGCAAAGGUCAUGGAGGAGGAGGAGGAGGAGGAUACGGCAAAGGUCAUGUAGGAGGAGGAGGAGGUUAUGGCAAAGGCCAUGGAGGGGACGGGUACGGCCACCAAUACAGUGUUCAGUAUCACGAAUCAGACUAUAAAGUCCCAAGUUACAAGGGUCAGGACACGAGCUACGGCUUUACCGAGGACUCUCCCACGUAUGAUUAUAGUGAACAAAGUUACGAAGCACCAGCGCCCUCUUACGAAGCCCCGGCGUCCUCUUACGAAGCCCCGGCGCCCUCUUACGAAGCCCCGGCGCCCUCUUACGAAGCCCCGGCGCCCUCUUACGAAGCCCCGGCGCCCUCUUACGAAGCCCCGGCGCCCUCUUACGAAGCCCCGGCUCCCUCUUACGAAGCCCCGGCUCCCUCUUACGAAGCCCCGGCUCCCUCUUACGAAGCCCCGGCGCCCUCUUACGAAGCCCCGGCGCCCUCUUACGAAGCCCCGACAUCGAAUUAUGACUCGCCAUAUACAAGCCACAAAGGGCCGUCCUCAGGUAUUUCAUAUGAAGUCCUGGAUGACCCAUAUAAUACCUACAACGCUCACGAUGAUGUUAGCCUAAAGAAGGUCGAGGAUUCCUACAGCCACCUCAGAACCGCCGACGGAGGGCGCCCGGCUUACAUAGGCGUAACCGAAAUGUUGUCCACGAAUCCGUACGAAUCGGUGGGCGAGGCCAGGACGGUGAUUACAACCAGGCAACCCAAGGGAGAGGGCGUGAGGGGAGAAGGGCCAAGGGGCACUGCCUUGCACAGUCAGCCCUCGAAUCCGUUUCCUUCGGCGUACCCAACGAACCUGAAGCCACAGAAUCUCAGGCCAUUCGACAACAUCUUUGGCAAUUUCGACGACGUUUUUGACGGCUCUUUCGCUGGUUCCACGUGAAUCUUCUCUCCUUCUGUCUCGAUCUUAGUCCGCUUCGUUCUUCGAAAUUGAAAGAAAAUCAUGUUUUUAAUCCUUUUUUACGAAUUCAUUUUUCACGAGUGGCUUGUUGCUAUACAUUUUUUUUCUGCAUUCACUUUUUUUUUUUUUUUUUUUUUUUACGGUCCACUUUAUAAGUUGAUUUCAGUUUUAGCAACAUUUUUCGUGUUUGUUUACCGAAAAUUAAUUCUAGUCUAUAUGUUGGCGUGACGGCUGGACCGCACCGGAGAAAGGGAACAUUUUAAAUCAUACUUUCAUUUUGCUUACCAUUGCCAUCGUUAUAAGGGCCCUCGUGUUGUUAAUAUUAUUGUUAUCAUUAAUAUUAUCGUUGUUGUUAUAGACAUAUAACUUAUAAUAUUACUGUUAUUAUUAUUAUCGCCAUUGUUAUUGUAAUAAUCAUUAUCGUAAAUACAAUCCCCAUGGAAAUGUGAGUUUGAUUAGAAUAAACAAACUUUAAAUACA
Penaeus chinensis is the source of this 2928-nucleotide messenger RNA. Its product is annotated as hornerin-like. The transcript is spliced from 2 exons. The record is from RefSeq and is a predicted model, not a curated record. NCBI's taxonomy places the organism in Eukaryota, Metazoa, Arthropoda, Malacostraca, Decapoda, Penaeidae. Bases 277 to 2430 code for a protein of 717 amino acids.